Paramecium sonneborni is the source of this 1551-nucleotide messenger RNA. NCBI's taxonomy places the organism in Eukaryota, Ciliophora, Oligohymenophorea, Peniculida, Parameciidae. The record is from the annotation of a GenBank genome assembly.
AUGAUUAGAUUUGGAAAAUCACCUCAACACAUUUAAAAGAAUCUCAAAAAACCAGAUAAUUUGGAAAUUCUUACUCUGUUAGAUAAUUGCACUUGUAUAUAUUAUUACUCAAUUUAGUAAUCUUUAAAGAUGAUAGAAUAACUUUAAGGAAUAUGGUGAAAGAAGGCAAUCAAGAUGUGAUAGCGAUACUGAAUCAUUAUAAAAAAGGCAAUAAUUAUAAAGAAUUAUCAACUGAUCUGAGAAAAUAUCUUAGAAAAAAAGGAGAUAAAGAAAAUGAAAAAGUUCUCACUUGUUAAUCUCCAAAAUCAAAUUAAAUUUAAAAAGGUUAACAACUUCAAAUUUAGACUUUAUAAAAUAGUCAAAAGAAAUCUUGUCCAGAUUUAUGGAAACCUACUGAGUAACUAUCCCCAAAAACAAUCAAUUUAGGAAAAACUAAUUAAUUUAUCAAUGAUGCUCAAUUUUCAGAAAUUGUACUCUCGGAUAGAAACCAAAACGAAUAAAAAGAUCUCUAUUAAACUAAUGUCUCUUAAUAAUAUGCAUUUAAUCAACCAACUCAUAAUUAAUUAGAUAAUUCUUAAACUAUCUAAUAGAGCAGUUAAUUAUAAAAUAGUUAAUAACAUUUAAUAUAAGAAUAGGAUAUUGAUAUCAAUGAAGAAGAUGAUAUCUAAUCUGAAUCAUCAAAUGAAAGUAUUUUAAAUCAAAUUUCUCAACCUCAACCUUUAAUCUAAGUCGUAACUCCAAAGAAUGAAAUCAAACCUUCUUAAUUAUUUUAAAGUGGACAUUCUACUUAUUUAUAAAUAAAUACUGCUUAAUCUUAUCUUUAACCUAUAUUAGCAAUCUAAGAAAAACAAUUAAACUCAAAUAAAUUGUAAGAAACAGAAAAUAAAAUAUUAGUAAAUGAUUCUCAAAAAUACUACAGUUUUUUCAAUUAUCAAGAUUAUUAAAAAGUAGCAUUACCAUAGUAUAAACAUUUAUUCACUCAUUGGCCUUCAUUAUUACAUAAAUUAGAUCGACCUGAAUUCGUUUAAAAUUUUAGAGUAGUCCCUUAUAUUAAUGCUACUCCUGAACAUAUAUUUACUAUUCUGUUUCCUAAUUCUGGAAGAGUUAAAAUUAGUUAUUUUGCAUUUGAGAAUUAAUUAAAACAAAAUUUACUAUAAAUAGAUAGAGAUUCUCUAUUUAAAGAAUUAGAUAAAGAUUAAGAUGAUUGGAUAAAUUAUAGAGAUACUGGUAUUAUUUUAGAAGGUUUGUGCUUAUAAGUAGAACAACCAAAAAAUUGUGUAAAAGUAAUUUUUGAAACAUUGAAAGCUUAACCAACAAUUCCAAACACUUUAACUUUAUCAGAUCUUGAACAAUUUGAAAAAAAAACAGAUUUUUAAUUUGCAAGAUAGUAUAGAUAUUAUUUAAAUUUUAAGAUUAAUGCAAGAAGUAGAUGGUAAUCAAAAGGGACAUAUUACUUAUUGGGAUUUAUAUAUGCACCGUGACAUAUAUCUUAUGGAAAGAUUAUGUUAAAUAGUUUCAUCAAUUACAGGGGCUACCCAUACACAUUGUUGA